Messenger RNA from Cygnus atratus (black swan), 2751 nucleotides. RefSeq names its product MYCBP associated protein (gene MYCBPAP). The transcript is spliced from 19 exons. Lineage: Eukaryota; Metazoa; Chordata; Aves; Anseriformes; Anatidae. The record is from RefSeq and is a predicted model, not a curated record. The coding region runs from base 19 to 2724 and encodes 901 amino acids.
GCGGAGCGGCCCCGGGGGAUGCAGGCGCAGGGCCGCGGGCUGCGGAGGCGCGGCUCGGGCGCGGGGCAGGGCCGCAGGGAGCCGCGCUCCGGGACCCCCCCGGACAAGAAGGAAAAGGCAUGUGAACAAUCCUUCUCAACGAUUCCAGAGGAGCCAGAGCCUGUUCCAUUCGUUCUGCGAGGAGAUGACAUCCAAGCACUUGCAAUUAAGUUAGAGGACCUGGAAAAACUCCAUGCUCCACACCUUCCCCAUGAUGCCGGGAGAAUUCCAGUUAGGAGGAAAUUCCUCAUUCGAAAAUGUCGACCCAAAGAGACAAAAAAGAAGGCCCAUCUUCUGGUAGCAUAUCCUGUCUUCCCAAGGGCACCCAAGGAACAGCUGAGUUUUUCUGGACCAGGGCAGUUUGGUGAUGGCUGUGAAGAGAUUCUUCCUCACCACAUUUUGGGAAGUCUCCAGGAGUUCAAGAUGGAAGCCUUGGCCAGAGGAAACACUCAGAUAGCAGAUUUUAUUGGAGUUCCUCGUAAAAAUGUUACUGCAGCAGUUUUAAAAGAAGAACAUGGAGGAGAGACAAAGAAAAAGGUCCGUCAGAUCCCACCAUCAGAGCACAGAGCUCUCCAGAACUGGCACCGUAAUAUGGCACUCAGGAAAAAGCAGGAGAGGUAUCUAGGAGAAAUUCUUCAGAAGCCAGAAAAUGAGUUGUUGAUGAGCAUCUCGGAGGAUUACAGACAAAUCCAGGAAGAACGUGACCUCAUUGACCGGAGUCUCCCUGCCCUGUUUCCUGGAAAGGGCUACCGAACAGGAAGCGAGUUCUGGAGCCAGCCCGAGCGCAUCGGAGAUGAACUCACUGGCCUGAUGCUGACCCUGACUCAGAGGGAACGGGGCUACCCAGCGCCAGUCACUCACGUGGGGAAACCCCACACUGUGCGAAUGGAAACGGGUCUGAAACCUCCGAAGAGGAUCCCUUUCCGUCUAACCUGGGAUAAGAGUCUUUUCCUGAAACGCCGACGGCAGGAGCUAAAAUCUGUCCUAGAGGAGCUAGACUUUUACAAGCCGGAUCUGGAUGGACUGGAGGUGAUCGGUAAAGGGCAGCCUUUCACGUCUGUCUCAAUGCAGUCUUUUCCAUGUUCCACCAGUUCUGAAGAGCCUGAGACCCUUGACUCCUUAGGGGAUUAUCAUGAUCUGGUUCCAGAAGCAGUAUGGGGCCCGUCUUUGGAUUUCUGUGGCCAGCCUGCACGUUGGAUCAACUGCAUCACUUCUUGCAGGCAUAUAGUUGGCAUUGCUGCCCGUCUCACUUUUGAGACUGUGGCUGGUGAAAAAGCCGAAAGCUUCCUGACGGUGAGCAAUGAUGGCACAGCUGCCAUCUGGUAUAACUGGAGGAGGCUUCUCCAGCAGAUUCCCUCCAGAGAAACCAAGAGGAUACAGUGUUUUUACUUUGAUGCCAGACCAGGUGUAAUUUUGCCUGGAGAAACUAGAAAGUUUGUCUUUCUUUUCAAGUCAGAGAGAGCUGGCAUUUUCAGCGAGUCCUGGGAAUUUAGGACACAUCCUCUGUUAUUAGGAGGAGCUCUGCUGCAGGUGACCCUUUGGGGAAUUGCUGUGUAUGAGGAUAAAUUGGCUGACCUCAGAGAGAAACUGGAGUCUGACCUGGCUGCUCAAGAGGGUGCUGCUAUAGUAGAAGAGACUCUGAAGGAACUUCUUGUCCGAAUUCGGACCCCAGAGUGCACCCCAUCUCCUGUGGAUGCCUAUGUCACAGAGGAAGAGUUGUUCCACAGGAAGAAUCCCAAGUUGCAUUAUCAGCAUCGAGUGGUUAAGCAGCUGCAGGAACUGUGGAGACAGCACGUGACCGUCCCUUCAGCCUCUGAGGAGAAAGUGCCCUCAGGCCCGAAGAGCAGCGUGGAGGACAUGCAGCUCCAGGAGAGUGUCUCGGAGGCUCUCUCCACUCAGGGGAGUGCUACAGAGAUCCCAGACUGGAAGAACACACUCGACGUGACUCUGAGUCAAGUGAAGGUGGAAGAGGAAGAGCCAGGCCCCUCAGCGUGGAACUUUUCCUUCGAGGACUUUAAGCAGGCUAUAAAGUUGAUCCCGAAGGAGGAGCAGCGAGAAGAAGCACUGACCCAGCUCAAUAAGGCAGCACUAGAGCUGUGUGUCGAACAGAGGCCAACCCAGUCAGACCUUUUGUAUCAAACCUGCCUCCAGCUGUGGCGUGAAACAAUUGAUGGUCUGGUGAGUCACUCUCUGAAGCUGAGAUCCCUGCUUGGCUUGCCUGAGAAGGACACCUGUGUAGAUGUUCUUCCAGAGGAAACAGCAGAAGUAAAACAACCUAUAAAAGGAGGAAAAGAAGACAAAAUAACCAGUAGGAAAGAAGAGAGAAGGUCAGUUGGUGGUAAGGAUAAAGAAGACAAAAAAAGAACAGCUAAGACUGCAGGGAAAGAGAAGGAGGAACAUCCAAACAGCAGAAAGUCAAAAGUAAAAGAUGAGAAAAAGCUGAAAUCUUCCACUUCAUCACAGAAGGUGAAAGAGGUAGCACAACCUGCAGAAGCUGUAGUUACAGAUCCCAUUGAACCUCCUCAGGACCAGGUGGACCCUAUUUUGUUUGGGACAUACCAGGAAAAACUUUACAUUGAAGUCUAUGGGCUGCUGGAUUCAAUGGUGAGCAAAAUGGUUUCUUUAUUUGAAGAGCUACAGAAAAAGGGCCUUCUAAAGUGGGAGAGUGAAGCACUUUGUAACUAGAUGUAGAAUUAAAUAAAUAACCAUUUU